CUGACACGAAGCUGCAGCAUCGUAUUUAAAAGGCGUCUCGGAGGCGAGCAGGUCGUUUAGCCGGAGAAAAUGGAACAAAACCGCACAAUUGUGAGCGUUAAAGUGUGAUUUAAGACACACGUCGUGCUAUGUAAGGUUUUUUUUUGUGAUGUCAUGUGCAUAAAAAACGAGGUAGGUGAAAAGAGGGACGAACAAGGCUUUGAUAGACGUGUAACAAGGCGCCAUAUGGAGAACAACAACGACUACAUUUGACUCGGUAUCGGACACAAAGUUAACAUCCACAUGCACGUCGUCAAGAGGAGGACGAGAUGAUGUUGGUCAGCGCCCUCCUGAGCCUCGCCGGGUGGGUGUCCCUCUACUUCGCCCUGUGCCGCGUCAACGGGCGCCGCAGCUCCGAGUGGAACUGUCGCCUCGUCACCUUGUUGCAUGGGAUUCUUGCCGUCUGCGUCACGGCGUACAUCGGCUACGUGGACGGACCGUGGCCCUUCGCACAUCCAGGUACAAAGAACACACCUCUGCAGAUAAACGCCCUGAUGCUGAGCCUGGGCUACUUCAUUUUCGACAUGGCCUGGUGCGUCCACUUCCGCACCGAGGGGGCCGUGAUGCUGGCCCACCACACGGUGAGCAUCCUGGGCAUCGUGCUGACCCUGUGGCUGGGGGAGUCGGGCAUCGAAGGCUGCGCCGUGCUUUUCGGCAGCGAGAUCACCAACCCCCUCCUGCAGGCGCGAUGGUUCAUCAAGCAGACGGGCCGCUACGGGACGCCGUUGGCCGACGCCGUGGACGUCCUGUUUGUGCUGCUCUUUGUGCUGAUGCGAGUCUUCGUGGGAGGGACAAUGCUGUACUGUGAGCUGAUCUCGCCGAGGCCCAGAUUCUUCAUCAAGUGCGGGGGAGUGGCCAUGUACGCGCUUUCCUGGGUCUUUAUGGUGGACAUUGUUCGCUUUGCCGUCCGCAAGAGCAGGACUUGGCGCCGGCGGCGGCGUGAGCAACAGGAGGCGACUCAUGACGAUAAAGGCAAAAGGGACUGAUGACUCAUACUUUUAGCAAAUACUUUUCAUCUAUGAAACUGAGAUGCAAAACAAUGCUUUAGGCAGACCGUAAGCAGCCAAGCAAAACGUGGCUCCAAAGUUUGUUUACAUCACAAUCCUUGCGGGCGUCAUAUGUCAAACUUGUAUGCUUUUUUUGUGUACUCAGGGAAAAAACAUUUAGUUUCGAAGUCAUUUUAAUAAGCUUGCUUUGAAAAUGUGUUGGCAUUCGCUUGCCCUACUUCUUGCCUUCUCAAACCUUUUUUUUUACCAAGUGCCACCACAGCAAACCCUUGGCUCGCCAAGUACCAGUAGCGUAGUCGGCCUAAAUAUUCAUCAAAAACAAGGUAGAGGUUUUAUUUAACUAUUUAAUAUUUUUGGCAACUGUAACAUUACAUACAAUUUGAACAGUAACACCGUGUUUGAAUAUUUAAUUAAGUGAUUCUUUGGUGUACCACUAGAUAGAGCCCGUGUAUCACUAUUGGUACCACAGUUUGAGAAUCACUGCCCUAAUGUGUAUUCUAGUGAGGUGCGGUUCGAUACUGAAAUCCCGACACUGCCGAUACCAGAGGGUUAUGCGCUAAUAUCGAUUCUUAAAUUAAAAUAUUGAUACUUUUGAUACUUUAUUUGUUUGGGAUAAUGUAAACCAUCGCAAGGCAGUAACUCAGUAUAAAGUAAAUAGUUGAGAUCUUGCAAUUGAGGGAACUCCUUUUUCUUCCGCCUAGGUAAGUCAAUACAAACGCAGUCA
Messenger RNA from Nerophis lumbriciformis (worm pipefish), 1770 nucleotides. It is a transcript of the gene tlcd5a, whose product is annotated as TLC domain containing 5a. The record is from RefSeq and is a predicted model, not a curated record. Gene Ontology annotation, cellular component: membrane. Lineage: Eukaryota; Metazoa; Chordata; Actinopteri; Syngnathiformes; Syngnathidae.